This is a messenger RNA of Daldinia childiae, 1137 nucleotides long. RefSeq lists its product as uncharacterized. The transcript has 3 exons. Gene Ontology annotation, molecular function: hydrolase activity. Bases 1 to 1137 code for a protein of 378 amino acids. Lineage: Eukaryota; Fungi; Ascomycota; Sordariomycetes; Xylariales; Hypoxylaceae. The record is from RefSeq and is a predicted model, not a curated record.
AUGGCGAAUGAAGCCAGCAAGUUGGACGUUCGCGUUCUUCAACAGCCGCAUCUUCCAAUCUUUUCCCGAGUCUACCGGGGCGCCGUCAUUUACGCACUCCAAAUACUCGGAGCGCCGGUAAACUGGUUCCAAGACUGGGCCUAUCCCCCGGAAAUCCCUCCGAACUAUGUAAAAACAUAUCCGUGUCGACCAUCUUUACCAAUUAGGGUCUUUUUCCCCAAGUCCUACGACCCCGAAACAUCCAAGGCGCCUCUACCGACCAUAUUUACUAUUCACGGCGGCGGGUUCUGUCUCGGUCGCAUAAAUGAUGAUGAUGCAUGGAAUGCGCAUUUCGCCAAUAUGCACAAUGUGCUUGUAGUCGCCCUCAACUACCGUAAAGCCCCGUCUUAUCCUUUCCCGACCGCAACCUACGAUCUCGAGGCCCUUAUCCUAGCAUCAUUUGACGAUGACAACCUUCCGAUCGACAAGACCCGUAUAGCGAUCGGUGGCUUCUCUGCAGGUGGUAGCUUGACCCUCAGUGUAUGCCAGCUACCUUCGAUCCGAGAAAAGGUUAGGCCCUCGGCCGCUGUACCGAUAUACGCCGUUGUAGACAAGACCAUUCCCUCGGAAGUUAAAGUCAAGACGCGAUACUACAAGCCCGGCCUCGGCCCGGGUAUACGCUCUGCGCCGGUUGAUUUCCUGGCGAAUCUAUCUCCAUUAUUCCUAUGGAGCUAUAUUGAGCCCGGCUCUAAUAUAGCAGAUCCGUUGCUCUCGCCAUACUUCGCUCCUCGAAAUACCCUGCCUCCGCAUAUCUUUUUUAUCGGAACGGAACUAGAUCAACUCGCACAUGAAACUUGGUCCAUGGCGAGUAAACUGGCGGGACGACCGGAGCCGUCGUUAACGGAUAUCGUAGGCCAGGAGAAGCUAGGACCAGGAGAGGGGGAGCUUAUUUUAGACGAUGAGAGGUUCGCGUUCGAGCAUGUCGAGGACGAAGGGAGGAGUAGCGUACGAUGGUUACUGAUACCCAAUCAAGUCCACGGAUUUGAUCAUCUACCGCCUCGGUGGCUUGGGCAAGAAGGCUUAGAAGAUGCGAAGUUGAAAGAGGCAGCGUAUCAGAAAAUUAUUGGAGAGUGGCUGCUUGGAUUUGUAUGGAAAUAA